CGUCCGGCCCCGGGGUAGCGGGCGGGAGGCGGAGGCGCCGCGUAGGCCGGGAGGCCGGGCCGCCUGGCGGCGAGUGCCACCCCAUGCGCCGCCGCCGCCGCCCCCGCGAUGUUCCCCUCCCGGAGGAAAGCUGCCGCGCUGCCCUGGGAGGACGGCAGGCCCAGGCUACUUCUCUGUGGACUCCCACGAAAGUGCUCCAUCUUCCACCUCUUCGUGGCCAUCCUUCUCCUGGGCCUCCUCUCGCUGCUCUGGCUCCAGCUCAGCUGCUCUGGGGACGUGGCACGGGCACCCAAGGGAGCAGAGCAGGAGACCCUGGGGCCCCCCCGGGCCUGCCCUCCAGAGGUUCCCCCUGAGCACUGGGAGGAAGAUCCAUCCUGGGGUCCCCAUCGCCUGGCAGUGCUGGUCCCCUUUAGAGAACGCUUUGAGGAGCUGAUGGUCUUUGUGCCACACCUGCAUCGCUUCCUGAGCCAGAAGAAAAUCCCACACCACAUCUAUGUGCUCAACCAGGUCGACCAUUUUCGGUUCAACCGGGCAGCCCUCAUUAAUGUUGGAUUCCUGGAGAGUAGCAACAGCAGUGACUACAUCGCCAUGCAUGAUGUGGACUUGCUGCCCCUCAAUGAGGACCUGGACUACAGCUUCCCUGAGGCAGGGCCCUUCCAUGUGGCUGCUCCUGACCUGCAUCCUCUCUACCACUACCCCACCUAUGUGGGCGGCAUCCUGGUGCUCUCCAAACGCCAUUUCCAGUUGUGCAAUGGGAUGUCCAACCGCUUCUGGGGCUGGGGCCGCGAGGAUGACGAGUUCUACCGGCGCAUUAAAGGAGCUGGGCUUAAGCUCUUCCGCCCAAUGGGGAUCAACACCGGCUACCAGACCUUCCGCCACCUGCAUGACCCAGCCUGGCGCAAAAGAGACCAGAAGCGAACAGCGGCUCAAAAGCAGGAGCAAUUUAAGGUGGACCUGGAAGGAGGCCUGAGCACGGUCAAGUACCAAGUGGAUAUGCGCACUUCACUGUUGGUGGGCGGCGCCCCCUGCACGGUCCUCAACAUCCGCCUGGACUGUGACAAGGCCGCCACCCCCUGGUGCACUUUGGGCUAAGUGCACGGACCUGCUGGGGCCCAAGCACAAGGAGGAGUCCGGACAGCGCCCAG
Messenger RNA from Suncus etruscus (white-toothed pygmy shrew), 1145 nucleotides. It is a transcript of the gene B4GALT7, whose product is annotated as beta-1,4-galactosyltransferase 7. Lineage: Eukaryota; Metazoa; Chordata; Mammalia; Eulipotyphla; Soricidae. The transcript is spliced from 6 exons. The record is from RefSeq and is a predicted model, not a curated record. Gene Ontology annotation, biological process: proteoglycan biosynthetic process; carbohydrate metabolic process. Gene Ontology annotation, molecular function: xylosylprotein 4-beta-galactosyltransferase activity. The coding region runs from base 109 to 1092 and encodes 327 amino acids.